Messenger RNA from Linum tenue, 2613 nucleotides. Lineage: Eukaryota; Viridiplantae; Streptophyta; Magnoliopsida; Malpighiales; Linaceae. The record is from the annotation of a GenBank genome assembly.
GGUGAAUGUUGAUAUUGCGGUGACCACCCCGACCAUUUUCCAGGAUAACUGACGCACGCCGGAGAAAUCCCGUUCGUUGUCUUCUCCCCGCAACUCAGGUCUCAACUCGCAAGCAGCCGCCUUAAGUCGAUCGCAUUCUCCCGCUCCGAUCUUCUGCUCCGGUACUGACUAGGCACACUUCGCCGGAGAAAAUCAUGGCUCCGAAGCCGAAAGAUAAGGCGAAGCCUUCACCGGCCUCACCGCGGCAGCCGCCCCCUGCAAUUGAAGAUCUCUUCACCAAACUCAAUUCGCACAUCGAGGGAUCUGGCGAUCGGAACAACGAGCAAUCGGAGCUGAAAAAGGCCGUUCGCGUCGCUGACCAAGUUCUCGCGAUUGCACCUGGAGACGAAGAUGCGCUCCGGUGCAAAGUGGUGGCUUUGAUUAAGAACGACAGUUACGACGAAGCUCUAUCGGCGAUUCGAUCUGCUAAGAAUCUCAAGUUCGAUUUCAGCUUUGAAGAGGCAUACUGCUUGUACAAACAAAACAAACUGGACGAGGCAUUGGAGUUGCUGAAAGGGCAGGAGAGAAAUUCGGAGACAAUGCUGUUGGAAGCUCAGAUUCUGUUCCGUCUUGGGCGAAUGGCUGAGUGCAUUGAUGUAUAUCAGAAGCUUCGAAAGUCAGAGCUUGAUUCAUUGGAGAUAAAUCUUGCUGCGAGUUUGAUCCUAGCUGGGAGGUCUUCUGAAGUGCAAGGCAUGCUGGAUGCACAACGGAUCAAGCCAUCUAGCAGCUACGAUUUGGCAUUCAACACUGCUUGUUCUUUGAUUGAAGUGAACAAAUACGCAGAAGCCGAACAGCUAUUGCAGCAAGCAAGAAGAAUUGGCCAGGAAUCAUUGCUGGAUGCUAAUUGGGCUGAGGAGGACAUAGAAAUUGAAUUAGCUCCUAUAGCUGUCCAGCUGGCAUAUGUUCAGCAGCUUUUAGGGCAAUCAGAUGAAGCCAUCGAAGCUUACACAGAGUUGAUCAGCCCAAAUCUCGCGGAUGAUCUGUCAUCUCUUGCUGUGGCUGUAAAUAACCUAGUUGCUCAAAGAGGACCCAAAGAGGUGUCUGAUAGUCUGAAGAAACUCGAUCUCCUGAAGGAACAAGGAGGUGCUGAUUACCGGCUUGCUCGUGCUCUCGACAAGCUCUCUCUAAAACAAAGGGAGACCAUAUAUGCAAAUAGGAUUCUCUUACUUCUCCAUGCAAACAAAAUGGAUCAGGCACGGGAGCUUGUGUCAGCAUUACCAUCUAUGUUCCCAGACAGUGAGAUCCCGACACUCCUUCAGGCUUCCGUGUUAGUGAAGGAGAAGAAAGCUGCCAAAGCGGAAGAAAUACUCGAUCAAUUCUCCAUCAAGUUCCCUUACCAGUCCAAGAUCGCUCUUCUUGCCAGAGCACAGAUCGCUGCCAUCUCCAAUCACCACCAGAUAGCAGCAGACUCCCUCUCCAGAAUACCCGAUAUCCAACACAUGCCCGCCACGGUGGCCACCCUCGUUGCACUCAAGGAGCGAGCUGGCGACGUCGAAGGCGCUUCUUUGGUGCUCGACUCGGCUGUCAAAUUUUGGUCAAACGCCAUGACCGAGGACACCACCAAGUUGACCAUCAUAAUGCGAGAGGCGGCAUCGUUCAAGGUCAGACACGGGCAGGAAGCAGAAGCUGCCCGGCUGUACGAGGAGCUCAUAAAAACCCACGGCAGCAGCAUUGAGGUGCUGACCGGGCUGGUCAACACGAUUGCCCGUGUGGAUGUCGAGAAGGCGGAGAGUUACAGGAAAAAGUUGAAGCCACUGCCAGGUCUCGGGGGGAUCGACAUCGAAAGCCUGGAGAAGACAUCCGGGGCUAAGCAUGUCGACGGAGCCCCACGUCAAGUGGCCGUGGAAGAAGGGAAUAAGAAGGAGGAGAAGCAGAAGAAGAAGAGGAAGAGAAAGCCGAGGUAUCCGAAAGGGUUUGAUCCAGCGAAUCCGGGUCCCCCGCCUGAUCCAGAAAGGUGGCUUCCGAAGAGGGAGAGAUCAAGUUACAGACCAAAGAGGAAGGAUAAGAGAGCAGCCCAGGUCAGAGGCUCUCAGGGUGCUGUUGCUAGAGAAAAGAACGAACCUUCUGCUUCCUCCUCGAAUGCUGCUUCUGCUGCUGCUGGCACGAGCUCCAAUGCUACGAAAUCUGCAGCUUCCAACGUCACGAAAGCUGCAGCUGGGAAAGGUGUGUCCCAUUCGAACCAGUCGUCCAAGUCGAAGAAGAAGUCGAGGAGGUGAUAGGGUGGAAGCAAUCCAUCUGCAGGAAUCCUGAUAUGGAUAAUAAUCCGUGAAACGAAACAAUGUGGGAGUGAGAGGAACGAAUUGGUCAGGUGAAGCUUUUUUGCUAGGAGUUUAUUCUAAUUUAAUCGGAAUUUUCUUUUUGUGCUGAGCAUUGGAUGGUGCUAGAGAAUUCUACCUGACCUUUACAAUUGAUAGUUACAAACGGUUUUGUGAGGACUUCAACCGGUAAACACAUUCCUGGAUUUCCACUGUCUGUCUUCUGAACACAUUUCCUGGAUUUCCAUAUGAAGCAAACACAUUCCUAAUGUAUGCGUCGUUACUUGGUUAUUCGAAAUCAAAUGUGUUAUUUGAAUUA